AUGACUACCGAUACGAAUCCUGCCCCGGAUGCGAGUCCUACCUCGGAUACGAGUCCUGUCCCAGAUACGACUCCUGCCCCGGAUGCGAGUCCUACCUCUGAUAAGAAUCCUCCUGCCCCAGAUACGAGACCUGCCCCGGAUGCGAGUCUUAUCCCAGAUACGAGUCCUGCCCCAGAUAUGAGUCCUACCCCGGAUACGAGUCCUGCCUUGAAUCCAUCGUUUGUUUUGAAGGGACCACGUAAAGGCGUCAUUGAAGAUGGCCCGAUACCUCUGAUUCGGUCUCAUACGGAUGUUAUUAUACGCAUACACUCUAGGGCGUUUUCUGCCCCUGAUGUGACUCUAUGGAGAAACGGCCCAAAGGACAUCAAUGGUAAGGGUCAUGUUCCAGGUUUACAUGCUUCUGGUGUUGUUACCAUGGUUGGACCAAGGUGUAAGACGUUGAAAGAAGGGGACCGGGUCGUCUUUUCGCCCUUGUGCCCUUGUCGAACCUGUGUUUUCUGCAAAUCGGGCGUACACAAUCUCUGCCCGCAGAGGACAGUACUUGGCAUUCCACCUGUAGAUGGCACGCUUCAAAAGUUUUGCGUCGUGCCUGAGGAUCUCUGCGUUGUUCUUCCUGAUCACCUAACGUUUGAGCAAGGAGCAAUUGUUGGGUCGUAUGCCAUUGCUUUUCACGUCUGCAGGCAAGCCAAUAUUAGGCCCGGCAAUAGCGUCAUUAUCUUUGGCGAGAAUAGUUGUGCAAAAUUCUGUGCUGCUGCGGCAAAAACCUUCGGCGCUACAAUGGUAGUGCUUAUCGGAAAGCAGAACUAUCCUAAUAUCAAGCCUACAGAUACCGCGAAAGAAAUUGCAAAAUCCGUGCUCAAGAGGUAUAAACUAAGUACGGGUUCCCACGUUGUGAUCGAAGCGUCUGGAUUCGAUAUCUUUAUGAACACGGGAAUCUACGUCCUCAGACCUAGAGGGACAUUUGUUCAGAUCUACUCCACUGCGUAUGGUUUCGAUAGGCCUACGGACUUUCCGGUGAGACAGGCCUGCAUGAAGGAAUUAGUUGUCAGGGGGGCUCGCGGGUGUCUUCCUGAAGAUUUUAUAACCUCGAUAGAAAUGCUCGCUAGCGGGGAGUUGAGCAUGAAAGAAGUCAAGAACGUAUAUGAGUUUGAGGACGCCCAGGUGGCCUUUGAGAAAGCUCAAAAAGAGAUUGAGGGCGACAAUGCAGCACGCCGCAUGGGAGACCCGAGUUUUUUCAUCAGCGGGCCUCGAGAUGAAUAA
This is a messenger RNA of Morchella sextelata, 1260 nucleotides long. RefSeq lists its product as uncharacterized. Gene Ontology annotation, molecular function: L-iditol 2-dehydrogenase (NAD+) activity. The record is from RefSeq and is a predicted model, not a curated record. Gene Ontology annotation, biological process: D-sorbitol catabolic process. Bases 1 to 1260 code for a protein of 419 amino acids. The transcript is spliced from 3 exons. Lineage: Eukaryota; Fungi; Ascomycota; Pezizomycetes; Pezizales; Morchellaceae.